Dendroctonus ponderosae (mountain pine beetle) is the source of this 1691-nucleotide messenger RNA. RefSeq lists its product as uncharacterized. NCBI's taxonomy places the organism in Eukaryota, Metazoa, Arthropoda, Insecta, Coleoptera, Curculionidae. The coding region runs from base 300 to 1598 and encodes 432 amino acids. The transcript has 9 exons. The record is from RefSeq and is a predicted model, not a curated record.
AUAAUAAAUCAACCAGUAGCUAAGUGUCAGUCAUUUUCAAAAUUUCCCGUUUAGUAAUGCUUUAAAAAGAAUGCUCGUCUGUUUUUUGGAAACCCUUAUUAUUGCAACCUGGAUCAAUUUGCUCUGGACUCUGUCCCUCAUGUGCUGCUGAUCGCAUAUGGAAAAUGAAUGGUACUUUGAUAGCCUGCAUAGCAACAGCUAUUAUUGUAUCUGCCCUCUGCUGCGCCUUGAAAAGAAUUUGUCCCUGCCUAUAAACGAUUAAAUUUUAACUCUUGAAGGAAUUAUUACUAAUAGAAACAAUGCAACGUUCGCAACUUCGCCAGCCGCAAGCUGGUCCAUCUCGAGCAGGUUCGGUCAGUCAGCAACCUCUCAAUAAGCCUCCAGAAAAAGCGAAACAAGAUGAUAGAAACAAAGAUCCAAAAAAGGCAACUGACAAGAAAACUAUCGAAUUUUCAUUGCCGGCUUUGAGUAUUGUCGGAAAGAAAAAGGAACUGGAUUUUGAACUAAUACGCAAGAAGAUAAUGCGAAGAGGAAAUCCGGAAGGAGAAGAUAAGAAGCAGUUAGCAGCGAUUCUAAAGCACUUGAAAGAGAGCAAAACCAAGAUUCGAGUUCAGGAGUUUGUAAAUUUAGUCGCAAAGUUCACUGCUGAUAAUGGGGAAAUAAUGAGAAAAGUCAUGGAAGAUGACCUGAUUUCCUUCCGGAAACUAGUAACCAAAGUGUACGAAACCAUGACCCAGGAUGUCAGCGACGUGUUAGUGAAUGAGCAAAUUCAAGCAACCAACUUUUAUCAGGAACGCAAUAACAUGUUCAACAGCAAAAUGAUGUGGAUGAUUAGCGAAAUAUUCCAAAUGAUUCCCGAAUUCGAUUUUGAGAAAUUUGAAAAAGACAAAACGGAAUUUUUGAACUACAUCUGCCCAAUUCCUGCUCUAAUCGAGCGAAAUGCUGAAGACGUUGAACUGCAAAGAAGACAAGAAGCGUUCCACAGAUUGCAGUGGCUGAGAAUUGAAGAAGAACGAUUGGCCGAAGAAAAUCGACGGUUGGACGCCAGGUUGGAUUAUCUGAAGAACCAACUAGACAGAGAUAACACUCAUGCGUCCAUGAAGAGCAAGCUUAUUGAACAGAGGAUGCAUGAUCUGGAAGAUGAAGAACAGGAAAAGCAGGAAAAACUGAAUGAACUGGAAGGAGUACUAGGGAAGAACAUUGUGAGAACAGAAGCAUAUAUUCGACUGGAAGAGGACGAGGCCAUACGAAUGACUAAACCAAGUGUGAAGGAAGACACGAAAAAGACCACAACUCGACACAAAGAAUCAGACGGUUGGUCUUCAAGGACUGCGGCAGGCAUUGAAGAACAAGCAGCAAAACGACUGGUUGAUGCUGGUCGGGCUGUUACUGACGAGAAGAGGAGAAUGAGGCGUAGGGAACGAGAACCAGACAGAGAGACAACCUUGUUUGGUGAAACCCGAGACAAAGACUAUCCAGAAAUGCGUACCAUGCGAAGAUUGGACGAAAAAACGGUUCAGCAAACGACCACGACUAUCCACGAAAGGCGACCUCCACGUCCUCGCAAAAAGGGUGCCUGUGGAGGCGGCUGUGGAUAAUAACAAUUAAAUUUCCUUUUACUCUAGCUAUAACAUUCCGAAUUAUUUGUAAUCGAUAAAAAAACCAACAAAUAAAAUUGUUAUUCGACACGA